Mytilus californianus (California mussel) is the source of this 4398-nucleotide messenger RNA. Its product is annotated as MICAL-like protein 1. The record is from RefSeq and is a predicted model, not a curated record. Bases 264 to 3467 code for a protein of 1067 amino acids. The transcript is spliced from 14 exons. Gene Ontology annotation, molecular function: protein binding. NCBI's taxonomy places the organism in Eukaryota, Metazoa, Mollusca, Bivalvia, Mytilida, Mytilidae.
AUGUGAUUAUAUUCAUGAUAUUUAUGUUAAAUUGUCUGGAAGAAUGUGACAAAUUAAUUAUAUUGGAUUAUCUCCCUUGUAAUUGUUUAUUGUAGGAAAUAGAUUACAUGUAUGUGUGCAGUUCAGGAUUAUAUAUAUGGAGUUGAAAUAUUGAAAUGAAGCAGAUGAGAGUGUAAUUAAAUAUUUGUGGUCUUCAAUAGGAUUAACAUUCUAGAGAAGUCGAACUAUAUGGUGACAUCUUGCUCUAAAAGUUGACAAUCAUCAUGGCAAUGACAAAAGUAAAGAGUUUACAACUAUGGUGUAAGAAGAUGACUGAUGGCUACAGAGAUGUGGAUGUCAAAGACAUGACAACUUCUUGGAAAAAUGGCCUGGCGUUCUGUGCUCUUAUACACAAAUUCAGACCAGAUUUGAUAGACUAUGACUCGUUAUCCAAGGAAAAUGUAUUUGAAAACAACCAAUUGGCUUUUGAAGUGGCUGAAAGAGAGCUAAAUAUCCCAGCAUUCCUUGAUGCCCCAGACAUGGUAGCCAUUAAAGUUCCUGACAGACUCAGUGUUGUCACCUAUGUAUCUCAGUACUAUAACAACUUACAUGAUAAACCUCAGUUGGGAGGUCCAGGUGUGAAGAAAACUGUAGCUACAAAACGACACCAACCAGACCCAGAGCUUGGUGGACCAGAGGCCAAGAAACUUACACCCAGUCAUCAAAAUGCUAAAACGCCUUCAAAAGACCGACAAUCAAUGGGAGACAAGUGCCACAUCUGUGGAGAUAAAGUUUAUUUAAUGGAACGCCAUGUUGACAAAAAUAAACUUUUCCAUCGGCAUUGUUUUAGACAUAGUGAUCUUUCACCUACCAGCAAAGUUUUCAAUAAAUCUGAACUGAAAAAGAUAAGUGACAAAGUGAAAAGUGAAAACGAAACAAAGAAACUGAGUGACAAAGUUAAAAGUGAAAAUGACACAAAUAAGGCUGCAAAAUCUGACAAUAAACAACCUAAUUUUUGGGAACGACGAAAUGAAGCUAGGAAAAUUUUGAAAAUGGACACUGAAGAGUCUGUCCCAUCCAAGGGGACAGCCAAUCAGGAUAAAAACAGUUCUAAGUCAACUAACAAAGAUAUUAGUAAACCAGAUAUAAUAGUGACCAGUGAUAACAAUAUUUCAAAGGAUGCUGCUAAAAGUAAGAAAGAAAGACCGUCAGAUUUGAAUCUAGAGACAAAAGUAGACACUAAAAAAUCAAGUCCUUUACCAUCACCAAGGAAACCAAAAACUAGCAAUGUUGAACCAAUGGACACAAGUGAAAUAAGUGAUGUCAAGUUAAAACCGGUGCCAACUCCUAGAAUUGUGCGAGAUGAAAAGAAGACAUCACCAUUAAAUGGAAUUUUAUCUAAAAAGAGAGAAAAGUCUCCUGGCAAAAGUCCCUUUCUGUCUCCUAAUCAGGGACUGAAAUUAUCGUCAAGUAGUGACAUGUCCCCAUUAUCCCCACCCCCAUUACCAUCACAGCCACCCCCUCCACAACUGACCAAAUCUAAUUUAUUAUCACCUGAAUCAGACGCUGUAGGUACAAGUGCUAAAGUGACAGCUAAUUUUGGAGAAAAAUCAAAACCCUUGACAUCUCAUGGGAGAAAAUCUCCACAGACUAGUGCUAAAAAUGAAGUAAGCUCUUCAAGAUCUUCAAAUUCUCCUGAUAGAGGAAGUAGUGUGUUUAUUUCCCCAAGGACAAAAGAGUUCUCUCCCACAUUUUCAGAUUCCAGUGCAUCAUCAGACAGUUCAAAAUUUAGUUCUAGUUCAAAGGAGAAUAAAACUUCUCCCAAAACUACAAAUCAAAGAUCAUCUAACUUUUCUCCACCUUUAUCCAAACCGAAAUUUGGUGACAAACGACAGAUGAGUGUGGAGGAAGCCAUUGAUUUAACAAAAAAUGACACAAAUAGAAAUGAAAUGGUAGCAGUUGUGUUCACCCCUAGUCCAAAAGAAGAAAAUGACAAACAAGUUCUUGGUGGAUUGUUGUCAAAUCUUGCCAACAUCCGACGAAAGCAGAAACCAAGUGAUACUAGUCCAAGUGAAGAUUUGUUAAAUCAACGAAACACAACUGGGGCUUUGGAUAUUCAAAGUAGAGACCAAAAAGGCCAAGUGAAAAGUGCAAUAUUUACAAAGCCUCUCAGUGAGAGUGAUCAAAAUAAACACUCUGUUAACAAAGAAUCUCAUCUCAAAAAUAUUUCAAAAACUGAUACUGAUAUCCCUGAAUGGAAACGUCAGCUAGAAAAGAAUAAAAAUUUACGACCAAAAUCCGCAGACAUAUUAUCUGAUAAAAAGACAUCUGAAACAUCAAAGACACAACUUGAGAAGGAUGCACAUUUAAGACCUAAAACAGAAAUGUCUAAGGUGUCUCCUAGACCAAAAACUGUGGACGUACUAUCGGAUAAGUUUAAAACAGAUCAGAAACCACAGUGGCAAAUAGAAGCUGAAAAACGAAUGGAGGCAAGAAAAGGUGGUUAUGUUGAUCCUGAAAAAGUAAGGCCACAAAUAGAUGUUGGCAAAGAUCAACUGAGGCCAAAAGAAGAAACAAAACUUCCAAAUGAUAGAAGUAGUACUCCUUUAAAACCGAGUAGGGUUGACAUAAAAAUCACAGACGAUAAACGGGAAAGUGCAAAUGUUCAGAAAAGAAUUUUACCGACUAUUCCAAGUCUUACUGAAAAGGGAGAUAAUAAAGAUGAUAUUCAGGAUAAAAAGAAAAUUUCUGUGAAUGUUAAAUUUAAUUUCUCACAAGGUAAAAAGGAGGAAGAAAAAGAAGAAAAAUUUAAGCCACCUAGACCACCAACAUAUAUCCACAAUAGUCCAAACGCAGGUUCACCAAACAAACCAACUAGACCACCUCCACCAUUAAAAGAUGGAGACCAAAGGAGAUUAUCACCAUCAGAGAUCCAGAAACAAUUAACACAGAUAGAUUCUAGACUUACAGAACUGGAGAUCAGAGGACGACAACUUGAAGAUUCUAUCAGAAAAGACUUAGAUGAGUUAGACAUUACUCCCAUGGUCCAAGAAGAAGAGGAUGACAAGAUGAUGGUAGAAUGGUUUGAAUUAGUUAACAACAAGAAUGAGCUUGUCAGAAAGGAGGCUGAUCUGAUCUAUUUAUCUAGGGCACAAGAAUUGGAAGGUGAACAGAAUGAAAUUGACAGACAGCUGAGGGCAUUAUUACAAAAAAAUGAAAAAUACAAAACAGAAGAAGAUAAAGUUGAAGAAGAGCAAUUAAUACAGAAGUUACUGGAUGUUGUUAACCAAAGAAAUAUAAUUGUUGACAGUAUUGAUGAAGAUAGAAUUCGAUAUGAAGAAGAAGAUAAAGAUAUUGCUAUGGCCUUACAAGAUUUUAUGAAAGUAAAUGCACUCUCACAAGAAAGUGGGCAUGUGACAAUCCAGUCGACAGAAGCUUCAUUUUCAAAGAAAAAGAAAAAGAAGAAGAAAAAAGGAAAAUUGCUUUAAAACCAUGGACAGUGAAAAAAGGAAAAACAUGUUUUAAUGGCAACUACAAAUUAUUGAUUCUUGUCAUAAUAUAAAACAUUUGUUUGUGAAAUAAGAAAGAUUCAUUUUAGGCUCAAAAUAAAGUUUAUGAAAAACAGAAUUAUAUUUUGUAGUACUUGUUCAAAGCAUUAAACUCUUUAUAAACAUGUUUUAAAUUCCAUAAAAUGGUUAAGUUCACAUUAACAAUCUUUGCAUGGUUUCCACUAAAUAAGAGCAAUUCAUGAAAAUGGAACCAUUUCAACUGAACAUAAAUUAGUGCUUAACAUAAAAAAAAAUGUUUAUGUAUUUAAUCACCAUUAACUAGUGCUUGGAAGCUGUUUAUUUAUGUUUUAUAAAUGUCUUCAGAGAAAUGAAUUUUGGCUUUAAGUUUCCUUUGUUCCUCUUCUUAGAAAUAAGUUAUAUGAAAAAAAAGAAGAGAACGUAUAUCAUGGGGACCAUUGAAUUUGUUUUAUUGAUAAGGAAAUGUGGCAAUUAUCCAGACUGGUGCUGUGGAUCAAAGUACUUUUUUUGCCUGUACCAUAUCCAUUUGCAUAUCAAUUAAAGUUACAAUUGAAGUUGUUUCUUAUUUUUUUUUUUAAAGUUAUCUACCUAUUUUGGAAAGUUAACUCAAGUUUUUUGUUUAAGGACUUGCAAAAUUUUAUGCAGAUUCUUACACUCUUCUGUAAAGGUAAGUGUUUAAAUUGCUGUUCCUUUUUCAGUUAGGAAGGGGACAAUUGAUUUUAUUAUCAUAUUGUUAGGGAAAUGUAGCAAUUUUCCAGACUGGUGCUGUGAUCGUUUUUAUUUUAAAUUCUAUCAUGCUUUACAUUUUAUAAGAAUCCUGUUAAAAUGAUUUGUUUUUUUUUUACUUUUACAUAUGCAUUGUUGAUCUGUAGAAUAAAUAUCAUGCUUGAAA